Tilletiaria anomala UBC 951 is the source of this 451-nucleotide messenger RNA. RefSeq lists its product as uncharacterized. The record is from RefSeq and is a predicted model, not a curated record. The transcript is spliced from 2 exons. Bases 94 to 333 code for a protein of 79 amino acids. NCBI's taxonomy places the organism in Eukaryota, Fungi, Basidiomycota, Exobasidiomycetes, Georgefischeriales, Tilletiariaceae.
GCAGCAAUUAGGCACUUAUUUGAGCUCGCGUCACUCCAGUGAUCGCAUGAGCUGAGCUAGAUCGUCCACUUCGCACCACACACCUUUCACAAGAUGUCAGUGUAUCCUUCCGCAUCCAAAGUAAAGUCACCUUGGACGCGUCUUCUCCCGUUUGCCCGCUGUCCUCUGUCUCUCGUUCUAGCUGGUUCCUCGACUCGUACAUCGCCAAUGAGAUCUGCCGAGCGGAGAGCGUUCACGAUGCGUCUCACUUGGACCUCUUUCCUCGUCGGUGCCUUCUGUCAAUACCGAUGCUCUACGCACCCCUUUGUGGUGAAAUUACAGGAUUCCGACUGAUGCACAAGUCCUCAGAGGCUCCCAGCCUUCCCGCUCUCCGGGUUCCAUUUACCCACAUAGCCGGGCGCGCUCAUGUUGAUUCCCAGGGUGAUGUACCCGAUCAGUCCUUGCGUUACCA